CAGGUUUCUCGCUGAAAUUCCACACUCGUUUAGGAAACCGUACAGGGACACGUCUUCGUGGCCGUGGCCGCGCAAAAACCACUGGGCAUCGGCGCAGGAACGCAGCAUCCUCCCCCACCCCAAUACAAUCCAAACUCCAAUCCCCUUGCUCGCCAAACCCCCAUUCCCCCAAUACAAUCCCUACUCCCAAAUGGUAACGCCGAGCGCCUCCUUCUCCGCCGCGCUCGUAGUCGAGGAUUUCCCAUCGUUGGAGAGCGAUGACAAGAUGGAGAUGCCACCGGACAAGUACCGCGAGGUGUUCGACCUCGCACAGUGUGGCGCCCGCGCCUUCCGGGAGCGCCGCUUCGACGAGGCUAUUUCAUUUUAUUCUAAAGCUCACAAUUUGAGAUCAGGAGAUCCGAUUAUCCUUAGCAAUCGAAGUUCUGCUUUCUGUUUGAUAAGUCAAGUUCUGAGGGAGAGAUCAGCAGCCGACUCAGAGUACCAGCCAUUGAAUGGCCUUGAUCCUACAACACAUGCAGAGUUAGCUCUGAAGGAUGCAGAGAAGGUAGUAAUUACCCACGGUAAUUCUCCUAGGCCAUAUCUUCUCAAGGCAUACACACUUAUUCUGCUGGAGCGAUAUCAGGAGGCACGUGAGUCCCUUCUGGCUGGUCUUCAAGUUGAUCCCCUCAGCCAUAUCCUGCAAACCUGCCUCAGUGAUCUGGAUAGAAAUACAAAUGCUGCAGCCGGAGCAAGAUGCCCAAGGCUAGAUAGGACUGAUGAUUUUGAGUGCACAUUGUGUUUUAAACUAUUGUUUAAACCAGUUACCACUCCAUGUGGGCACACGUUCUGUCGCUCUUGUUUACAUCAGGCAAUGGAUCACGGCAAUAAGUGCCCCAUGUGUCGGACAGUUCUUUUUAUUGGUCCAAAAACUUAUCCUAUAAGCGUAACAUUGAGCAACAUAAUUCAGAAAAAUUUCCCUGAAGAAUAUGCUGAGAGGAGGUCAGAACAUGAAAAUAUGACAUAUGCAGGCAUUGAUUUGAUGCCUCUGUUUGUUAUGGAUGUCGUAUUACCAUGCCAAAAGAUGGCACUGAACAUAUUUGAACCUCGCUACAGGCUGAUGGUAAGGAGAAUAAUGGAAGGGAAUCAUCGGAUGGGAAUGGUUGCUAUUGAUUCUGCGACGGGAACUGUAGCUGACUGUGGUUGUGAGGUGGAAAUUCUUGAGUGCGAGCCACUUCCAGAUGGACGUUUUUAUCUAGAGGUGGAAGGUUCACGACGGUUUCGUAUCUUGCGAUCCUGGGAUGAAGAUGGGUACCGUGUUGCUGAAAUUGAAUGGUUCCAAGAUGUUUCUUUACCAGAAGGAUCACAAGAGAGAAGAGAUCUAAUUGAAAGGGCCAAUGAAGCUUCAGAACUGGCUAGGACGUGCAUUAGGCGUACCAGAGAAACCAUAAGGCCUGUGGGGCGGGCAAGACGCUUUGAUCUUGAGAGCAUUCCUGGACCACAGGACCCUGAGAAGUUCAGUUUUUGGCUUGUCAACUUGAUUAAUUUGAGGCCAUCGGAUAAAUUAGAACUAUUACGCCUCUGUGAUACUCGAGAGAGAAUAUCUCUUAGCCUUAGAUUGCUGAGCAAUGCAGAACAAGGUUGCCGUGUACAGUAACGGAUUAUAUUUGGCGCACAACCAACUAACAAUGUUCAUUGUAAUAUUCUUUUAUCACAUAUUCUGAUGCUAGUGAAAUUCUUAUGAUUUUGUAUGUUCUUUUAUUCUCUUACCUGCAAAAAAAAACUAUAAUUCUUGUACUUGUUCUUAUUAUUGUGAAACCAUUCGAUGUUUGGUGGAA
Messenger RNA from Triticum urartu, 1814 nucleotides. Its product is annotated as zinc finger (C3HC4-type RING finger) family protein. Lineage: Eukaryota; Viridiplantae; Streptophyta; Magnoliopsida; Poales; Poaceae. The record is from RefSeq and is a predicted model, not a curated record. Gene Ontology annotation, molecular function: protein binding; ubiquitin protein ligase activity.